UAGAGAGAGACCAACCCCCAUGACCUCAAAUCAAAAUCUUCUUCCCGUCAAAGCUUCCUUAAAAAAUAAAAAUUAGACCACAUAACUUUUUUUCAAACCCCAUAUAUAUUCUCCUCUUCCAACUCCUUAAUUUCUCCACUAUUAGUCUACUCCCUAAACAUACCUUGUGUUUUUUAGGCUUCACUUGUUUUCCUUUUCCCCCACACUUUCUUUAUAACAAUUUCAUCAAAAAAUUUUAACUACUUAACCUCAUGUCUAAAGGUUUCCAAGAUUUUUACUACCAUCACCAGCCGUUGGAUCACGAUGAUGACGAUCAACGGCGGAGCUUCACCGGAGCCGCCAACUUCCAAUACUCCGGCAACAACAACUUUUUCGACCCUUCAUUUUUGAGCCUUCCCGAGCUUUUCCAAGUACCGACCGGCCCAAACUCGUACCUCGAUGCUUUCGGCUUGUCGCCGGAGGCAUUUUCCGACGGUAAUAAAGAGGAGCAUACGGCCGCCGGAGGUUUCGAAACUCCGGCGACUCCAAACUCUUCGAUCUCGUCCGCCUCAGAGGAUCACGGCGAGAAUUUGAACAAGGGCAAGAAAGGAGGAGUUUUAGCAAAGGAAACCCUUGAAAAUGAUGAAGAGGAUGGCUCCAAGAAAGAUGUUAAGACGAGGAAAAAAGGAGUCGGGAAGAAGGAAAAACAACCACGCUUCGCGUUCAUGACCAAGAGUGAGGUCGAUCAUCUUGAAGACGGGUACAGAUGGAGAAAAUACGGUCAGAAAGCCGUCAAGAAUAGCCCUUAUCCGAGAAGCUACUACAGAUGCACGACCCAGAAAUGCCCGGUGAAAAAACGAGUCGAGCGAUCUUUCGAGGACCCCUCGAUCGUGAUCACCACUUACGAGGGGCAGCACAACCACCACGUUCCGGUGAAUCUCCGGGGACAGGUGGUGGCGGCCGCCGGAAUAUUCUCCGGCCACUCGAUGCUUUCGCCGCCUUUCGAGGGCUCGAGUUUCGCUCAUCAAGAGCUUUUGGGACAAAUGCCUCAUUUGUACGGUUACGGUGGGACGACGGGAAAUGGGAUGACGAUGAUGAUGAACCAUUAUCAACGGAAUAUUCCGAGCGUGCCACGUCAGCAGGUGGAGCAGUUUACGGACUAUGGACUGUUGCAGGAUAUAAUUCCUCCUGUGUUCCCUAAACAGGAGCCUUAGAGAUUAUUUUUACAGUUUUCUCUAACUAAUAUUACUUGAUGCAUGUUUUUUUUGUUUGUUUUUAUUUUUUUAAAUGUUCCUUUUUUUCUAAAAUUUUUGUUUUGCUUUUGCUGACUUACAUGGGCCUUUGUGUUAUGGCCAUGGCUAGUAUAUAUAGUCUUAUUUGGUGCUCAUGCUCUUAGCUUCAAUGUUGCUCAAAUCCCUCCAUGAGACUAUUGUACUUAUAGAUACAAUAUAUACGGAUAUAUCAUUUGGUAGAGUGAUUUUUUUUAUGUUAUAAUCAAUCUACUAUGCAUUUUAAUAAA
This is a messenger RNA of Striga asiatica, 1498 nucleotides long. NCBI's taxonomy places the organism in Eukaryota, Viridiplantae, Streptophyta, Magnoliopsida, Lamiales, Orobanchaceae. The record is from the annotation of a GenBank genome assembly.